Molecule: messenger RNA, 3534 nt
Organism: Exophiala aquamarina CBS 119918
Lineage: Eukaryota; Fungi; Ascomycota; Eurotiomycetes; Chaetothyriales; Herpotrichiellaceae
Product: esterase/lipase
Exons: 2
Coding region: 1-3534 (1177 amino acids)
Biological process (GO): lipid metabolic process
Source: RefSeq, a predicted model, not a curated record
AUGUUUUGGUCGUCGAGUCAAGAGAAAGGACUACUACAGGACAAGAGUGGCGAUUUUGUUGAGGAACAACCCGGCGAUGACAACCAGCAACUCGUUAUUGUGCAACCCCCACAAGGCAGAACAUUGCUCCCCGCUCCAGCUGCUGCCCUUGUCAGUGGUGUAACUGGCAUUACUUCCUUUUAUGUCAGGGCUGGUACCAAGGUUGGGGGCUGGGGGCUCUACGCUGGCAGAGAAGCGACAUUGAAGACACUCUCCGUGGGCAGAAGUGUCCUGGAAACGGUCCUUAUUGCUGCCGGGAGGGAUGUAUCUGCCCGUAGUAAUGGGGAGCUGGGAAGGGCAGAAGCCGAGAAUAUCCUCGAGAGAAGUAUAUCGGCGCUUUACUCUUCUAUCUCGACCAUCUCCUUUGUGGCUUCCACAAGCUUCUAUUUGACUGAGAUGGGCAUGAAUUCGGUCUCGGCCCUGUCGAUUCAAGGCCUGUCAACUCUCAACGCCAUUCUCGGCUCCACAGAAUCCUCACGUGCUGUUGCAGCUAUAAUUACCCUGGCAAAGGAUGAGCUCAACAAGCCUGAAGCUGGUUGUACUGGCGAAGUGGUCUCCUACCUUGACCUCAUCGUCGGGACCGUUGGCUUUGUGAUGUUGCAACGAUGGGGUCGUCGCAAGACCGAACUUGAUUUCAGAGAUCGUCAUGGUGAGGAAACAAUCUGGGAUUCCGUCAUCGAUGAUAAGGGCUUUCGGGCCGACGUUGUGGGAACUAGGCGAAAAGGUUUGGUCAGCCUGCACAACAAUACAGGCGCCCCAACCGUGACCUUUGCCUCGCCUGACGGAGAAGAGACCUUCGAGGCGUUUGAGCGUGCGACAUUGUUCGACCCCCAAACUCUUUCAAUUUCCCCAGAUAAUUCAACCCAAUUAACUGACGAGGAGAUACACGAGCGCAUUCUCAAGCAACUACCUACUGGAGCCAGAGCCGUCAUCACCUCCGAGAUUUUGACAGCGAAGACCAUCAAGGUCGACAUCUACAACGCACGAAACGCCCAAAUUGAAGCGCCUCCAGGCACCAUCAUGGUCUCUGAAAGGCUUACUCAAGGCGAAGGUGUCGGGAACCCCCCGCAGGACGGGCCUCAACAGACCGUAAUUUUCCGGACUGCUCUGACAAGAUCCAGCAGCACGGACAUUGCAUCAACCGAUCAACUCCGACUCACGACCAACGAUGGAGUUCAAACUGAUCAUCAUGAUCAUCAUGAUCAAGAUGAUUUUCUGAUGAUGGAUGUUACCCCAAAACGGAUCUCGAUAGUGGACGAGCCAACCCAGAUUGAAUCGCUCCCGUUUAGUGACUCUGAUCCUGAGAAUGAAAUCAUCGAGUCCUCAUCUACCCCUACUCCACCUACCCAGCCCAAGGCAAUGGGGCCAAUGGCGAACGAGAAGAAGAGUCGACGCCCUAAUCCGCCAGAGCGAACAUCUUCCUCUGCGAGUAAGAUUACAAGCCACAUACCACUGAUGAAGAAUAGCAAAAAGAAAUCUAUACCGACUAAUAAGCCUGAAAAGAAUGGUGUCCUGAAGAAAGCAUUGAAGUCUCUGAGCCCGAGCCAGUCCUCAAUCGCAGUCAAAGAUAUACCUUGUAAGAAUGCUCAUCAGAAGCCCCUCCCUCUACCCCCCACUCAAGCCUCGAGAAGUCGGGCGCCUUCAGCCGGACGAGGUGAUAUUCCGCUCCGCAAGGCUUUCACCUCACGCAGCCAUGGUACCACACCACUUACAAGUCCGAAUUUACAACGCGCAUCACAGCAUGAGUCCUCGUCUAGCUACUUUACAUUACAUGAUAGAAGGAGAGAUUCCACUGUCUCGCAGACAACCGAAACCUAUUCAGUGCAAUCCAUCGAGAGCAGGCCUGGGUCGCCUACAUUCACUCGAACGCAUACCCGUGUUGUAAGCGGACUGACACAGACCAGAUCUGAGCUUGCGCUGUCUCUGAAAGAAGCAGAAUCAAGACCCGAAUCUUCAAACACUGCACAUAACCAUCAUCGCUCCCGAUCAUUUGUGCCAAGUCUUUAUUCUAUGGCCACGAAAGACUCCCACGAGGCGAUUAUCUUGGCUCCAAAAACUCCAGUGCCACGAAAGUCUAUUUACGAAGACCAUAAUAUUUUAACCGCUUUAAUUACCGACGGGAAAGCGCCUGGCAUUUUUCCAGAUCAACACCUCGUCAGGACGAUCCGACGUUUCUCUAGAUUCGCAUCUGCUUCGUAUGGCUCAAAUUUCCUCCGCGUUAUGGGCCUUAGUUCGACCGAAGAACAGCUAAGCAAGUCAACUGAAUUAAUGACCUUAAACACCCACCACGAGCAUAAUUCAUUCUCGACCCAUACUGGCCUACCGCCACAUACUAUUCUUUUGUCCUCAUUCUUUGAUCCUAAAGGUGUUACUGGAAACACCGACUGGUCUCCCUCGGCAAUCUCUCCACUUAUCCAUUUUAUAUCGAUUGACGAUGAUUCAAAGGCCGUGGUUCUGACUUGCCGUGGAACCCUGGGCUUUGAGGAUGUCUUGACUGAUAUGACUUGCGAUUACGAUGACCUUUUUUGGCAAGGCCGCGGAUAUAAAGUCCACAAAGGCAUUCAUGCAUCGGCAAGACGAUUAUUAGGUGGUAAUGGGAGCCGUGUCAUGGCAACCAUCAGGGCAACACUUGAGCAGUACCCUGAUUACGGACUAAUUCUUUGCGGACAUUCACUUGGGGGUGCCGUUGCAGCCGUCCUUGCGAUCUUGAUCUCGGAACCAUCCAAUGAUACAGCACAGUCAGCAUUUGUCACCGCAGACAAGCCAAAGCUUCUCACCCACCGAAAUACCGGUGAUCAAUUCACAUCUUGCGCCCCUCCGAUAACGCUCCCAUCUGGACGACCUAUUCAUGUCUAUGCCUAUGGCACGCCAGCAUGCAUGUCUGAGCUUCUAAGAGUUGCAACUCGUGGUCUCAUCACAACCAUUGUCAAUCAUGCCGAUAUUGUGCCAUGCCUGUCACUGGGUAUACUGCACGACUUUCGGACGGUUGCCUUACACCUAAAGACAGACACGACCGAUGCUCUCGGAGCACUCAAGACUCGUGUCUGGCAACGGCUCAAGAGUGCAAUUGCAUCUUCUUUCUACAACAAUCCAAAGGGACCUCCCCCACCAGAGAAUCUUGCUGGUGACGGCCUAGGAGAAGAUACAUGGGCAUGGUCAGCACUCAAGACACUUCGCGCUGCAAUGGUGAAUGACAAGCUCGUCCCGCCUGGAGAGGUAUUUAUCGUGGAGACCUCCCGUGUCUUUGAUCGACUUGAUCCUGAUGUCGCUCGUGAAGCAGUCUUUGGGCCUGACGAUUCAAAAGAUGAUCGGACAGAAAAGCUAUACCGGGCGCUGGGUAGGCCUGCCACACGAGUUCAGCUCAAACUUGUUCGCGAUGUGGAGACAAGAUUCGGAGAACUCAGAUUUGGAAGAGACAUGUUUGGCGAUCAUAGCCCGGGCAGGUAUGAGGCCGCCUUAGCGGCAUUGGAAAACGGUAUUUGUGACGACUUAUGA